Messenger RNA from Tigriopus californicus, 2644 nucleotides. It is a transcript of the gene Sema2a, whose product is annotated as semaphorin-2A-like. Gene Ontology annotation, biological process: positive regulation of cell migration; negative regulation of axon extension involved in axon guidance; semaphorin-plexin signaling pathway. The record is from RefSeq and is a predicted model, not a curated record. Bases 93 to 2189 code for a protein of 698 amino acids. The transcript has a single exon. Gene Ontology annotation, molecular function: chemorepellent activity; semaphorin receptor binding. Lineage: Eukaryota; Metazoa; Arthropoda; Copepoda; Harpacticoida; Harpacticidae.
UGGACAGAGCAGCCACUCAAAGAAGAUUGGGGCAGUGGACGGCGGAUCGAGAGACUGGAUCCAGAGAAAUGAGUUCUUGAUCAUCUUGGAAAAUGGAUACCCAAAUCAUUCUUGCCCUGUGCUUGGGUAUCACCCUAGCCACACCCAUUGAACAACCCUAUCUUCAAGAACUCUCGUGUGGCCAAUACUUCUACCGAACACUCUUCAUGGAUGAGAGGAAUGACGCGCUCUUCGUUGGUGGCAUGGACAGGGUCUACAAACUGAACGCGGCCAACAUCACCCACUCGGAUUGCGACAAAGAUAUGGUGUACAUACCUUCUUCGAGUACGGUCAAUUGCAUCUCCAAGGGCAAAUCGGCGGAUUUUGAUUGCAAAAAUCACAUUCGAGUGAUUCAGCCCAUUGCGGAUGGAUCUCGUCUGUAUGUGUGCGGGACGAAUGCUCAUCAACCCAAAGACCAUGUUCUCUACGCCAAUCUGACUCAUCUAGCCCGACAUGAAUUCUAUCCCGGCGUCGGAGAUGGCAUUGCUAAAUGCCCAUUCGAUCCAGAGGAUAACUCGACAGCUUUGUGGGUGGAGGAGGGCAAUCCUGGAGGGCAUCCGGCCGUGUAUUCCGGAACGAACGCCGAAUUUACCAAGGCCGACUCUGUGAUCUUUCGUGGGGACAUUUUCGAUAUCAGUACCGGACGACGAGAGUAUACUUUCAAGCGGACCAUCAAAUACGAUUCGCACAUGCUCGAUAAACCAGACUUUGUGGGCAGUUACGAGAUUGGACAGCACGUCUUCUUUUUCUUCCGGGAAACAUCUGUGGAGUUCUUGAAUUGCGGGAAAACGGUUUACUCCAGAGUGGCUCGAGUCUGCAAGAAUGACGUUGGCGGAAAGAAUAUUCUAAACCAGAAUUGGGCCACCUAUCUCAAAGCUCGUUUGAAUUGUUCCCUAUCCGGCGAAGUUCCUUUUUUCUUCAACGAGAUUCAAGACAUUUACAAAUCUCCUGAAGACGACUCCAUUUUCCACGCUGUCUUUGCCACAGGGUCAAAUGGGCUGUCUGGAUCGGCCAUUUGCUCGUUCACUUUAGACGAUCUUCAGAAGACCUUCGAUGAGGGCAAGUUCAAAGAGCAGGCCACCACCACGUCAAUCUGGCUUCCCGUACCUUCCACUCGGGUGCCAACUCCUCGACCCGGUACUUGCGUUGACGAUACUCGAAAUCUCUCAGACACAGUGCUUAACUUCAUCAGGAAACAUCCUCUCAUGGAUACGAUUGCCCCACAUGAUCAAAAAGAACCCGUGUUUUACACAUCAGAUGCCAUCUUUACCAAGAUAGUGGUCGAUUCUGUGAAUGCCGGGAGUUACGGCAAAGACCGACCCUUUCACGUCUAUUACGCCGGAACUUUGGACGGGCGGGUUUUCAAGAUCUCUCGUUGGACCAAUGAGCAAGGUGUCUACGAAACCCGAUUACUUGACGUUUUUGAGGUGACCACCCCUUACCGCGUGGAAGCCAUGACCUUGUCUCGAAAGGUAAAAGCAAUCUAUGUCACGUCGGAUCAUAGCAUCAAGCAAUUGAGUGUCGAAGUGUGUGCUUCCCGAUACACUAGUUGCGUGCAAUGUGUGAGGGAUCCCUAUUGUGGAUGGGAUAGAGAGUCGGGCUUAUGUCGUCCGAAGCACUUUUCACUUCUUCAAGAUCCAGCGGGAGAAGCUCCAGGCAUUUGCGACAUGUCAAAUCCCAAGCAGAAGGUGUCUGCAAAUUUUGGUGGCAGUGUUCAUCUGGAGUGUGCACUUAAUUUGCCUUCGUCCAAGGAUAACCUUGCAUCGAUUGCUUGGCAUCAUCUGGAUGCCAGAGGACGUCGAACCAAGAUCAACUUCAAACUCUCAAGGGACAAGUUCAUUAUGACCCAAACCUUUGGCCUCGUCGUCUUGGGUGUAAACGAAAGAGAUAAUGGCGAAUACCAAUGCCACUACCAUUCUGAGAUUGUUAGCCACUAUGAAGUGGCAGUAGAUGCUCACAGAUGCUCAUCUCCAAACAAAACAGCCGACUACCAAAAAGUGUACUCUGAAUGGUGUAGUGAAUUCCAAAAGUACAAGAGCGCCCUCAAGACGUGGGAAAAGAGGCAAAACAACAAAUGCUUGCCCAAAGAGGCCUUCUUGAAAUCUCAAAACUCGGUUUAUCGCACCGAUUCUACCAAUCCUUACGUGUAGAAUGUGCAACCUACAACAACCCUGAGGGCACACGCUCUCCCUUCCCGAUUCAUUCAGUUUUUCUAAUACUAAAUGCCCUUUUACCAAUGUAAAAACAGCCUUGUAAUGAAGCCAUUCCCCCUACUUCACACUGCAACAUCACCAUAUUAGUGUCAAUAAGUAGUAAGAUGAAUACUACCUUGCUGUUUUCCUCUCCCUCUGCAACUUUCACUCAUAAUGGAGGACUCUGAAUCUCAACAAAAAUAAUAAAAAAACAGUAUUACGAUGAUUUUUGUUCUCAGUGCUCGUCCUUGGUUUGCACUUGUGCAAACUGACGGUUAAAGAAAACAUUCAUUUUAUUUGAAAACCCAUCGUAAAAAAAUGUACACUUUGAUCUCUUCCAAUAUGUCUCCAUGCAUCGAGAUUAGCACUACAAUGAAAAUGUUAAGUGUGAAAUACAUUGCCAUCAUUUCACA